Notolabrus celidotus (New Zealand spotty) is the source of this 19927-nucleotide messenger RNA. It is a transcript of the gene neb, whose product is annotated as nebulin. Gene Ontology annotation, molecular function: actin filament binding. Gene Ontology annotation, cellular component: Z disc. Gene Ontology annotation, biological process: cardiac muscle thin filament assembly. The record is from RefSeq and is a predicted model, not a curated record. The transcript has 141 exons. NCBI's taxonomy places the organism in Eukaryota, Metazoa, Chordata, Actinopteri, Labriformes, Labridae. Bases 142 to 19248 code for a protein of 6368 amino acids.
UGUUAUCACUUUGUUUAGGAUUCAAGACAAAACACAAAGUUGGACUUUCAGUUUGAGGCCCUAGUGGAUGGCAAGUGAAGCUUCCUUACUGUCAGAGAAUACUGCGGCAAGCUUUGGCUGAACCUCUAAAACCGUCCAAAGAUGGCGGAGAUUGUUGAGGAAUAUGAGGAGUAUGAGGAGGAGGAGGUGGAUGAGUCUGGCUUGCCCACCAGGAAAGUCAGGAAGAGGGUCAAGGUGGACACUUCCAAGUUCAUGACUCCUUACCUGGCUCAUAGCCAGAAGAUGCUGGACCAGUUCAGCCAUAACAAGUAUCGGCAAGCUUAUGACUUGUCCAGAGGGAAGCCUCCUGCAUUCAUCUCUGACACCCCUGAAAUGAUUCGUAUCAGGAAGGCCCAGGAGCAGCUGAGCGAGGUGAAGUACCGCAUGGAGGGAAACAAGGCUCGCAACCAAAGCUUGUACGAUGGUGAAGCCAAGGAUGUCGUCCACGUUCGUCGUGUAUCUGAGCUGAUGAGCAAGGUGCUGUACAGGCAGAAGUGGGAUGAGACUAAGGACAGGUACCUGCUGCCCCCUGAUGCUCCUGAGCUGGUCCAGGCUGUGAAGAAUGCUGCUAACUACAGCAAAAAACUUUACACCGAGGACUGGGAUGUGGAGAAGACCAUGUACUACCCGUACAGUGACAGCCCUGAGCUGCGCAGAGUGGCCAAGGCUCAGGAGGUCCUCAGUGAUAUCAAGUACAAGAAGGGUCAUCAUGAGCGCAAGGCCAAGUACACCUCCUUGGCUGAUCCUCCGGAGAUGCAGCUGGCCAAGCAAGUGGCCCAUCAGCGCAGUGAUCUCAAGUACAAGGAAGAUUACAAUAAGAACGUGAAGGGUCAGUGGUGCGAGACACCCUACUUCGACGUCGCCACUGCCAGGGUGGCAAUGGAGAACCUCAGCCAGAGGAGAUACACGCAAGCAUUUGAAGCGGAAAAAGACCAAAUUUAUUUCAUGCAAACAGACACGCCUGUUUACGACACGAACAAGAAGGCUCGCAUCGCUGCUAGUGAGGUCCAGUACAAGAAGCAAUACGAGAAGACGAAAGAUCAGUCUGACUACAACACGCUCCCCGCCACAGAUAAUCCCCUCCUCAGACAACUCAGAUACGCCGGCACUAUCCUCAGUGAUAAAGUAUACAAGGCUAGCUAUGAGAAAUCUCGGGGUUUCAGCAUCAACUACUGCGACACGCCCAAGUUCCAGAUGGACUCAGUGCUUAAAAAGUUCUCUGAUACGCAUUACAAAGAUAAGUAUGACAGUGAGGUGAAGGGUCACUACAUUGGCAGCUAUGAGGACCUCUACAUGCUUCACUGCCAGAAAAUGGAGGAAAUGAAGAACGAGCAAUUGUACAAAGCUGAAUACGAAGACAUAAAAACAAGAUGCUUCUUCCCUCAAACAAUGACGCCUGAAUAUGAAGCCACAAAGAAGCUUCAGCAGUGUAGCGAUAAAGUUUACCGGCACCAUCCUGACACUGUGAAAUUCACACAAGUGGUCGAUUCGCCCGUUUUGGUUCAAGCCGCCAUUAACGCCAAGCAGCUCAGUGAUUUGAACUACAAAGCCGAUUAUGAAGUAAUUAAGACCAAGAACAGCCUGCCCCCCGACUACCCCUUCUUCAUCCAGUCCAGAGUUAACGCUUUCAACCUCAGUGAUAACUGUUACAAGUAUGAUUGGGAGAAAAGCAAAGCGAAGAAGUUUGAGAUCAAGGGUGACACUAUCUCGAUCCUCGCCGCCCGUGCUCACACAAACAUCGCCAGUGAUGUUAAAUAUAAGAAGGAGUUUGAGAAGAACAAAGGCCAGAUGGUUGGAGCUCUCAGCAUCAAUGACGAUCCCAAGAUCUUGCACUCUGUUCACGUGGCCAAAAUCCAGAGUGAUCGUGAAUACAAGAAGGAUUAUGAAAAGAUUAAGACCAAGUACCAUGCUCCCCUGGAUAUGAUGUCAGUCUCCUUGGCAAAGAAGUCUCAGGCCAUUGCCAGCAUGGCCGGGUACAGGAAAAUCAGCCCCAACUUCUUCCUCCCUCCCGACAGCGUGCUGUUGGACUUGGCCAAGAAAAACAACAUCAUCCAGAGUGAUAAUGAGUACAAAGCUGACUACAACAGCUUCACCAAGGGUAGCCCAUGGAUCCCCUUUGGCUCCAUGGAAGUGGAAAAGAACAAGAAAGCUGCUGAGAUCCUCAGCGAGAGAAAAUACAGACAACAUCCUGACACCAUCCCCUUCACAGCUAUCGACAACCACCCAAUCCAACUUCAGGCCAAAGUGAACCAGCUUCAGAGGAGCGAUCGGUUCUACAAGAGAGGUCUGGAGGAGAUCCACCAGAAGUACUCUCUGCCUGCUGAUGUGCCUGAGCUCCUUCAGGCCAGGUGCAAUGCCUACAACGUCAGCAAAAAAUACUACAAGUCCGCCUGGGAGGAGUUGAUUGCUAAAGGUUACGACUUGAAGCCUGAUGCAAUCUCUGUUAAAGCCGCCAAAGCUGCCAGACAUGCUGCUAGUGAUGUGCAGUAUAAGAAGGCUUACAUGAAGGAAAGAGGCCACCAUGUUGGCUUCCGCAGCAUCAAGGAUGAUCCUCUGCUGGUUCACUACAUGGAGGUGGCUAAGAUGCAGAGUGAAAAGAACUACAAGAAGGACUACCAAAAAGCCAAGCUGAAGUAUCACACACCAGUAGACAUGAUGAGUGUGGUCCAUGCCAAGCACGCCUCUGCUGUUCAGACCUAUGCUGGCUACAAGCAGCAUGUCCCCAGAUACACUCUGCUGCCUGACGCCAUGAGUCUGCACCUCGCUCGCACAAUGAACUUCAACGCCAGUGAUGUCAACUACAAACAGGAGUAUGAGACAUCUGUGAAGGGGACUGGGUGGGUUCCCAUUGGUUCCAUUGAGGUGGAAAAGGCCAAGACAGCAGCAGCAGCCCUGAAUGAGACAAAGUACCGCCAGCACCCUGCCACACUGAAAUUUACAAGCACCACAGACUCCAUGAGCAUGGAACUGGCAAAGACCAACGCCAAGAUCAUGAACAUGAAAGAGUAUAAGGCCAGUGGAGAGAAGUUCAUGCACACUUACAACCUCCCCAAUGAUACCCCUGAACUGAUGCAAGCCAGGUACAAUGCUGUGAACAUCAGCAAGAAUUACUACACCUAUGCCCAUCGUCAAGAUCUGCUCAAAGGACAUCAUGUGAAGGAAGAUGCCAUCCCUAUUGUUGCAGCAAAGGCUUGCAGAGACAUUGCCAGUAAUUACAAGUACAAGCUGGCUUAUGAGAAAGCAAGAGGCCACCACGUUGGCUUCCGCAGCAUCAAGGAUGAUCCUCUGCUGGUUCACUACAUGGAAGUGGCUAAGUUGCAGAGUGACAAGAACUACAAGAAGGACUACCAAAAAGCCAAGCUGAAGUAUCACACACCAGUAGACAUGAUGAGCGUGGUCCACGCCAAGCAGGCCUCUGCUGUUCAGACCUUUGCUGGCUACAGGAAGAUCCCUCACAACUACCUCCUUCUCCCUGACAACCUGCACCUGCAGCAGUGUCGCAACAUGAUGGACAUUCAGAGUGAUAAUAUGUACAAAUCAGAUUACAACAACUUCUCCAGAGGCACCGGCUGGGUCCCCAUCGGUUCUAUUGAUGUUGAAAAGGCCAAAGCUGCAAAGUUUGCACUGGAUGAACAUGGCUACCGCCAGCACCCCAGUACAUUUAAGUUCACAAGCAAGACUGAUAGCAUGAACAUGGUUCUGGCUAUGGCUAACUCAAAAACAAUGGACAAGUCUGCAUACAAAGCUUCUGGUGAGAAGUUCAUGCACACCUACAACCUGCCAGCUGACAGCCCUGAGUUCCUUCAGGCUAAGUUCAAUGCUCAGACUAUGAGCAAGAGUCACUACAAGCAAAAGUGGCAGGAAACUAUUGCCAAGGGAUACGACAUGAAGCCUGAUGCCAUUUCCGUACUUCAUGCAAAGCACGGCAGACAUAUUGCUAGCAAUGUCCAAUACAAGCUGGCAUACGAGAAAGCCAGAGGCCAUCAUGUUGGCUUCCGCAGCAUCAAGGAUGAUCCUCUGCUGGUUCACUACAUGGAGGUGGCUAAGCUGCAGAGUGACAAGAACUACAAGAAGGACUACCAAAAAGCCAAGCUGAAGUAUCACACACCAGUGGACAUGAUGAGCGUGGUUCACGCCAAGCAGGCCUCUGCUGUUCAGACCUAUGCUGGAUACAGGCAGCAUAUCCCCAGAUACACUCUGCUGCCUGAUGCAGUGAACUUUGAACUGACCCGCAACAUGCAGUUCAUCGCUAGUGAUAACCAGUAUAAGAGUGAGUACAACAGCUUCGUCAGAGGAAUCGGAUGGGUCCCUAUCGGCUCAAUUGGAGUCGAGACCGCUAAACUUGGCGGUGAGAUUCAGAGUGAAAAGAAGUACCGCACUCAUCCAUCCAACUUUAAGUUCAAAAAGCUGAUGGACUCCAUGGACUUGACCCUGGCUACCGCCAACAACAAGAUCAUGAACAAGCAAGCAUACACUGCAGCUUGGGAUAAGGACAAGCUGACAGUCCAUGUCAUGCCUGAUUCUCCUGAGAUCGUCCUGGCUAAGGCUAAUGCUCUCACCAUGAGCAAGAAACUCUACAAAGCUGGUGUUGUUGAGAUGGCCAACAAGGGCUACAACCUCAAAGCAGAUGCUGUCUCAAUCCUUGCUGCAAAGUCUGGUACCAACAUUGCCAGUAAUUACAAGUACAAGCUGGCAUACGAGAAAGCCAGAGGCCACCAUGUUGGUUUCCGCAGCAUCAAGGAUGAUCCUCUGCUGGUUCACUACAUGGAGGUGGCUAAGCUGCAGAGUGACAAGAACUACAAGAAGGACUACCAAAAAGCAAAGCUGAAGUAUCACACACCAGUAGACAUGAUGAGCGUGGUCCACGCCAAGCAGGCCUCUGCUGUUCAAACCUAUGCUGGAUACAGGCAGCAUAUCCCCCGCUACACUUUGCUGCCUGAUGCAGUGAACUUUGAACUGACCCGUAACAUGCAGUUCAUCGCUAGUGAUAACCAGUAUAAGAGUGAGUACAACAGCUUCGUCAGAGGAAUCGGAUGGGUCCCUAUCGGCUCAAUUGGAGUCGAGACCGCUAAACUUGGCGGCAAGAUUCUGAGUGAUCACAAGUACCGCACUCAUCCAUCCAACUAUAAGUUCAAAAAGCUGAUGGACUCCAUGGACCUGACCCUGGCUACCGCCAACAACAAGAUCAUGAACAAGCAAGCAUACACUGCAGCUUGGGACAAGGACAAGCUGACAGUCCAUGUCAUGCCAGACUCUCCUGAGAUCGUCCUGGCUAAGGCUAAUGCUCUCACCAUGAGCAAUAAACUGUACAGAGCUGGUGUUGUGGAGAUGGCCAAUAAGGGACACCAUGUCAAAGGAGAUGCUAUCGCAAUCCUUGCUGCCAAGUCUGGUACCAACAUUGCUAGUAAUUACAAGUACAAGCUGGCAUACGAGAAAGCCAGAGGCCACCACGUUGGCUGCCGCAGCAUCAAGGAUGAUCCUCUGCUGGUUCACUACAUGGAGGUGGCUAAGCUGCAGAGUGACAAGAACUACAAGAAGGACUACAACAAAGCCAAACUGAAGUAUCACUCACCAGUGGACAUGUUGAGUGUGGUCCACGCCAAGCAGGCCUCUGCUGCUCAGACCAUGACCGGAUACAGGCAGCAAAACCCCCGCUACACUAUGCUGCCUGACGCAGUGAACUUUGAACUGACCCGCAACAUGCAGUUCAUCGCCAGUGAUAACCAGUAUAAGAGUGAGUACAACAACUUCUUCAAAGGAAUCGGAUGGGUCCCUAUUGGGUCGGUGGAUGUUGAGAAAGCAAAAACAGCUGGCCUGGCCCUCAGUGAAUCCCGUUACCGUCAACCUGUUACCAACUUCAAAUUCACCAAAGACAUGCACUCUAUGGAUCUGGUGCUGGCCUCAGCCAACAACCAGAUUAUGGAUAAGAGUUCAUACACCAAAGCUUGGGAGAAAGACAAAACAUCCAUCCACAUCAUGCCUGAUGCAAUGGAUAUUGUUCUUGCCAGAGGAAACAAGAAGAACAACAGUGUGAAAAUGUACAAAUUGGACAACGAGCUGUCCAAGAAGAAGGGGCAUAACUACCGCGGUGAUGCCAUUGGAGUCCUGGCUGCCAGAGCCUCAACUACUAUUGCCAGUGAUUACAAGUACAAAACCGGAUACCGCAAGCAGGUCGGUCAUCACAUCGGUGCUCGCUGCGUCCAGGACGACCCUCUGCUCAUGCUGGCUCUGAACUCAGCCAGGAUUGCCAGUGAUGCUCUGUACAAGAAGGACUUCAACCAGUCCAAGACUAAGUUCAACCUGCCUGUGGACAUGCUUUCCUUUGAGCUGGCAAAGAAGAACCAGAUCCAGGUCAAUGAUUUCCACUACAGAACUCAUCUGCACCAGUGGACCUGCCUGCCAGACUCCACUGAUGUGGUCCAGGCCAGACGUGCUUAUGACAUCCAGAGCGAUGCUGUGUACAAGGAGGAGCUGAAGUCGCUGCAGGGUAUUGGAUGGGUGCCUAUAGGCUCAAUAGAUGUUGAGAAGGUGAAGAAAGCCGGUGAGGCCUUAUGUGAGAAAACAUAUCGCCAGCACCCAAGCAACUUCAAAUUUAAGCUCACCACUGAGGACAUGCCCCUGGUGCUGGCUAAGGCCAACAAUCAAAUCAUGAACAAGAAAGCUUACACCGACGCCUGGGAGAAAGACAAGACCUCCAUUCACGUCAUGCCUGAUGCCAUCGACAUCCAACUGGCCAAAGCAAACAAAGUCAUCUACAGUUUGAAAUCGUACAAGCAGGCGAAUGAAGACGCCAAGAAGAAGGGAUACGACCUUCGUGGUGACGCCAUUUCCAUUCUUGCUGCAAGGGCUACCAGGGACAUUGCUAGCGACUACAAGUACAAGACCGGAUACCGCAAGCAGGUCGGUCAUCACAUCGGUGCUCGCUGCGUCCAGGACGACCCUCUGAUGAUGCUGGCUCUGAACUCAGCCAAGAUCGCCAGUGAUGCUCUGUACAAGAAGGACUUCAACCAGUCCAAGACUAAGUUCCACCUCCCCGUUGACAUGCUUUCCUUUGAGCUGGCAAAGAAGAACCAGAUUCAAGUCAACCACGCUAACUACAUCACCCGUCUCCACAACUGGACCUGCCUGCCAGACUCCACUGAUGUGGUCCAGGCCAGACGUGCUUAUGACAUUCAGAGUGAUAAUGUGUACAAGGAGGAUCUGAAGAUGAUGCAAGGUGUUGGAUGGGUGCCUAUAGGCUCAAUAGAUGUUGAGAAGGCGAAGAAAGCUGGUGAGGUCUUGAGUGAAAUAAAGUAUCGUCAACACCCAAGCCAAUUUAAAUUCAAGGGAACCACCGAGGACAUGCCCUUGGUGCUGGCUAAGGCCAACAAUCAAGUCAUGAACAAGAAAGCAUAUGUACAAGCCUGGGACAAUGAGAAGUCAAAUAUCCACAUCAUGCCAGAUGCCAUGGAUGUUCUUCUGGCCAAAGCAAACAAUGUCAACUACAGUCUGAAAAGGUACAAGCAGGCAAAUGAAGAUGCCAAGAAGAAGGGAUACGACCUUCGUGGUGACGCCAUUUCCAUUCUUGCUGCAAGAGCUACCAGGGACAUUGCUAGUGAUUACAAGUACAAGACCGGAUACCGCAAGCAGGUCGGCCACCACAUCGGCGCUCGCUGCGUCGCGGACGACCCUCUGAUGGUGCUGGCUCUGAACUCAGCCAAGAUUGCCAGUGAUGCUCUGUACAAGAAGGACUUCAACAAGUCCAAGACCAGGUUCCACCUUCCAGUGGACAUGCUGAGUCUUGAGUUGGCUAAGAAAUGCCAGAUCCAAGUCAACCACGCUAACUACACCACUCGCCUGCACCAGUGGACUUGUCUGCCAGACUCCAGUGAUGUGCGCCAGGCCAGACAUGCUUAUGACCUGCAGAGUGAUGCUGUGUACAAGGAGGAUCUGAGGAUGAUGCAGGGUAUUGGAUGGGUGCCUAUAGGCUCAAUAGAUGUUGAGAAGGCGAAGAAAGCGGGUGAGGUCCUGAGUGAAAUAAAGUAUCGUCAACACCCAAGCCAAUUUAAAUUCAAGGCCACCACUGAGGACAUGCCCCUGGUGCUGGCUAAGGCCAACGCUCAGGUCAUGAACAAGAAAGCUUAUGUGGAAGCUUGGGAUAAAGUGAAGUCUCAGAUCCACAUCAUGCCGGAUGCUAUGGAUGUUGUUCUGGCCAAGGCAAAUAACCUCAACUACAGCCUGAAACACUACAAGCAGGCACAUGAAGAUGCCAAGAAGAAGGGAUACGACCUUCGUGGUGACGCCAUUUCCAUUCUUGCUGCAAGGGCUACUAGGGACAUUGCUAGCGAUUACAAGUACAAGACCGGAUACCGCAAGCAGGUCGGCCACCACAUCGGUGCUCGCUGCGUCCAGGACGACCCUCUUCUUGUGCUGGCUCUGAACUCAGCCAAGAUUGCCAGUGAUGCUCUGUACAAGAAGGACUUCAACAAGUCCAAGACCAAGUUCAACCUGCCAGUUGACAUGCUUUCCUUUGAGCUGGCAAAGAAGAACCAGAUUCAGGUCAACCACGCUAACUACAUCACCCGUCUCCACAACUGGACCUGCCUGCCAGACUCCACUGAUGUGGUCCAGGCUAGAAAGGCCUACGACCUGCAGAGUGAUGCCGUCUACAAAGCUGACCUCAAGUGGCUCCAGGGCUUGGGCUGGGUACCCAUCGGUUCGGUUGAGGUGGAGAAAGUCAAGAAGGCUGGCGAAAUCCUGACCGACAUAAAGUACCGCCAGCAUCCCCACACUCUUCCCUUCACCAGCACCACAGAGGCAAUGAAUAUUGUGCUGGCAAAGAACAAUGCUGUGACCAUGAACAAGCGCCUCUACACUGAGCAAUGGGAGAAGGACAAGACCAAAGUGCACAUCCAACCUGACACUCCAGAGAUCACUCUCUCUCAGCAGAAUGCUAUCAAUAUGAGCAAGAAACUGUACAGGCAAGGAUAUGAAGCCACCAUCAAGAAGGGUUACUUCCUUCCAUCUGAUGCAGUUUCUGUCCUGGCUGCCAAGGCGUCCAGGGACAUCGUCAGUGACUACAAGUACAAGACCGGAUACCGCAAGCAGGUCGGCCAUCACAUCGGUGCUCGCUGCGUAGCGGAGGAUCCUCUGACCGUGCUGGCUAUGAACUCAGGCAAGAUUGCAAGUGAUGUUCUGUACAAGAAGGACUUCAACAAGUCCAAGACCAAGUUCCACCUUCCUGUGGACAUGCUGAGUCUUGAGUUGGCUAAGAAAUGCCAGAUCCAAGUCAACCACGCCAACUACAUCACCCGCCUGCACCAGUGGACUUGUCUGCCAGACUCCAGUGAUGUGCGCCAGGCCAGGAAGGCUUACGAUCUCCAGAGUGAUGCUGUGUACAAAGCUGACAUGGAUGAGGUCAUCGGUGUGGGAUGGGUCCCCAUAGGUUCAGUUGAUGUGGUUAAAGCUAAGAACGCUUCAAACAUCCUCAGUGAACGUCGCUACAGGCAGAAACCAGAAACAUUCAAAUUCAAAACCGACAUGAGCGCCAUGCCCAUGGUGUUGGCUAAAACAAACGCAGAGACCAUCAACAAGAGAAACUACAUCGCUGCCUGGGAGGCCGACAAAAUUAAGACUCAUGUGACCCCCGACCUUCCUGAGAUUCUGCUUUCUAAAGCUAAUGCCUACAACAUCAGCAAGAAACUGUACAGGGAAGCUGUGGAAGAGAUGUUCAGGAAGGGAUACGACAUGAAGGCUGACUCUGUCUCUAUCAAAGCUGCCAAACAUGGAAGAGAAAUCAUCAGUGAUUACAAAUACAAGACCGGAUACCGCAAGCAGGUCGGCCACCACAUCGGUGCUCGCUGCGUGGCGGAUGACCCUCUGAUGGUGCUGGCUCUGAACUCUGCCAAGAUUGCCAGUGAUGCUCUGUACAAGAAGGACUUCAACAAGUCCAAGACCAAGUUCAACCUCCCAGUUGAUAUGUUGAAUCUUGAGCUGGCCAAGAAAUGCCAGAUCCAGGUCAACGAUUUCAACUACAGAACUCAUCUGCACAACUGGACCUGCUUGCCUGACUCAAACGACGUGGUCCAGGCCAGGAAGGCAUACGACCUGCAGAGUGAUGCUGUUUACAAAGCUGACAUGGAAUGGAUCAAGGGAAUGGGCUGGGUGCCAAUUGGUUCGGUUGAGGUGGAGAAAGCCAAGAAAGCAGCAGCGAUCCUGAGUGACAUUAAGUACCGCCAGCAUCCCAGCCAGUUCAAAUUCACUGCCCAGACAGUGGACAUGCCAUAUGCCCUGGCUCAGGCCAAUGCCCAAGUCAUGGACAAGAAAGCAUAUAUUUCUGCCUGGGAGGCGGAUAAGAUCAACAUUCACGUCAUGCCUGACACACCAGAGAUCGUCCUGGCCCAGCAGAAUAAACUCAACACCAGUCUGAAAUAUUAUCGUGAAGGCUAUAUGGAAACCAUCAACAAAGGAUACUUCCUUCCCAAAGAUGCUGUCUCUGUUCUGGCAGCAAAGGCAUCAAGAGACAUCGUCAGUGAUUACAAAUACAAGGCUGGUUACCGCAAGCAGUGUGGACAUCACAUCGGGGCUCUUAGUGUCAAUGAUGACCCAUUGAUUAUGUUGGCCGCUAAUGCAGCCAAGAUCUCCAGUGACAACAUUUAUAAAGCGGACUACCACAAGAACAAGACCAAGUACAACCUGCCAGGAGACAUGGUGACCAUUGAACUCGCCAAGAGAUGCCAGCAGCAAGUGAACGACUUCAACUACAGAACACAUCUGCACCAGUGGACCUGCCUGCCAGACUCCAGCGAUGUGGUCCAGGCCAGAAAGGUGUACGACUUACAGAGCAAUGCCGUAUACAGAGCUGAUCUGGAGUGGCUGAGGGGAUGCGGCUGGUCUCCUCAUGAGUCUGUGGAUGUCGUGAAAGCUAAAAAUGCUCAGAACAUUCUCAAUGAAAGGCUGUACCGCCAGCCUCCAAGCAGCCAGAAAUUCACCAGUGUUGUCGACCUCCCGGCUAUUGUCUUGUCCAAGCAGAACGCUGACAACAUCAGUGAGAGGAAAUAUAGGGAAGUUUGGGAUAAAGACAAGCUCAGCAUCCAUAUGCCACCUGACGCCCCGGCCUUCGUACUGUCCAAGGCUAACGCUAUCAGCAUCAGCAAUAAACUGUACACAAAGUCAUGGGAUGAUCAGAAGGCUAAAGGCUACCAAGUCAAGGAGGAUGCCAUCUCUGUGCUGAAGGCUAGAGCAUCCAGAGAUAUCAUCAGUGAUUACAAGUACAAAACCGGAUAUCGCAAGCAGGUCGGCCAUCACAUCGGUGCUCGCUGCGUGGAGGAGGAUCCUCUGAUCAUGCUGGCUAUGAACUCAGGCAAGAUCGCCAGUGAUGUUCUGUACAAGAAGGACUUCAACAAGUCCAAGACCAAGUUCAACCUCCCAGUUGAUAUGUUGAAUCUUGAGCUGGCCAAGAAAUGCCAGAUCCAGGUCAACGAUUUCAACUACAGGACUCAUCUGCACCAGUGGACCUGCCUGCCUGACUCCACCGAUGUGGUCCAGGCCAGGAAGGCAUACGACCUGCAGAGUGAUGCUGUGUACAAAGCUGAUAUGGAGUGGCUGCGUGGAUGUGGAUGGAUGCCACAUGAGUGUGUUGAUGUCAUGAAGGUGAAGAUGGCACAGAAGGCCCUGGCUGAAAGAGGAUACCGUGUCAAGCUGGACGAGCAGAAAUUCAUCGUUCCAACUGACAGAGUCGACAUGAUCUGUGCCAAGAAUGCUGCUGAUGUCCUCAACGAGGCCAAAUAUCGUGAAGCCUGGCACAAGGACAAGACCAAGUACACAAUGCUGGACACUCCAACUCUCGCCACAGCCAGAGAGGUGGCUAAGAACGUUCACCCGCAUCUGUACACCAAAGACUGGGACAAGGUCAAAGCAACAGGCUACUUCAUGCCUAAAGAUGCCGUACCAAUCAAGCAGUGCAUCUCUAACUCUAAAGUACAGAGUCAGCACAAGUACCUUGAGAGCUACCGUAAGCAGGUCGGCCACCACAUCGGUGCUCGCUGCGUCCAGGACGAUCCUCUGAUGAUGCUGGCUGUGAACUCCGCCAAGAUCGCCAGUGAUGCUCUGUACAAGAAGGACUUCAACCAGUCCAAGACCAAGUUCAACCUGCCCGUUGACAUGCUGCAGUUUGAACUGGCCAAGAAAUGCCAAAAGCAGGUCAAUGACGACAACUACAGAACCCGCCUGCACCAGUGGACCUGCCUGCCAGACCACAAUGAUGUGGUCCAGGCCCGCAAGAUGUAUGACCUGCAGAGUGACGUUCUUUACAAAGCAGAUCUGGAAUGGAUCCGGGGCUGCGGCUGGGUGGCAGCUGACUCCGUUGACCACGUGAAAGUCAGGAAGGCCCAGGAGAUUAUGAACGAAAGGCUCUACAAGAAGAACGCCACAGAAUGCUUUGGAAAAUUCACCCUGAUUGUGGACCGCCCUGAGAUUGUCCUUGCCAAGCUGAACGCUGCCAACCUCAGUGAUCUCAAGUAUAAAGAGACAUUCAACCUAGAGAAGGGUAUCUACAUCGGUUCAGAGGACACUCCUCAGCUGGCCCACAGCAGGGAGGUUAAUAAGAUCAUCAGUGAGAAACUCUACAAACAAAACUGGGACGAAUCAAAGGCUACAGGCUACAAGCUGGACCAUGAAUACAUCCCACUCCUCAGCGGCAAGAAGGGCAGGGAGAUCGCUAGUGAUGUGAAGUACAAGGAUCUGCAUGAGAAGACCAAGGGUCACUACAUGGCUUCAACGCUGGUGGACUUCCCUGAGGUGAUGCGCCUUGGAGACCAGGAGAAGAACAAGGGACUGAGGCUCUACCAGAAGGACUACCACAUUAGCAAGACCAAGACCCACCUCCCACCUGACGUCAUCGCCAACAAGGUGGCCAAGCGUUGUCAGGACAUGCUGAGUGAUGUCCUCUACCGUACCUACCUGCACCAGUGGACCUGCCAUCCCGAGCAGGAGGACGCCAUCCGUGCCCGCAAGACUAAUGAGAUCCUCAGUGAUGUGUUCUACAAGGAAGACCUGAACUGGAUGAGGGGUAUCGGCUGCUUCGUCUGGGACACCCCUGAGAUUGUCCGUGCCAAGAAGUCCUACGAGCUGCAGAGUGAUCUGAAAUACAGAGAGGAGGCCAAGAAAGAAUUCAACAAUUACUCCAUCGUGACAGACACUCCAGCAUAUGUGACUGCUGUCCUCGGUCACACCUGGGCCAGUGAUCUCAACUACAGGGAGGCUUACCAUAAGGAGAAGCACCUGUACACCACCGUCCUGGAUACCUACGACUACGCCAAAUGCCAUAACUUCAAGCACUUCUUCAGCAACAAAAACUACACUGCUGCUUGGGACAAAGUCAAAGCCAAGGGCUACACAGUGUCACAUGACUCACACGCUCUGCAGCACGCCAAACAGCAGAAGGUCAUCCUGAGCGGCGUGAAGUACAAGGAGGAUUAUGAGAAGUUCAAAUCCCUCUACAGUCUGCCCAAGUCUCUGGAGGAUGAUCCCGGCACUGCUCGCUGUGUCAAAGCUGGAAAGCUGGUCCUGGAUCGUCUGUACAAAGAGGACUAUGAGAAGAACAAGGCCAAGAACCACAUCCCACCAGACAUGCUGGAGAUCCUGUCUGCCCGCAACACCCAGUCCACCGUCAGCGGGAUCCACUACCGCAAGUAUCUGCACCAGUGGAUAUGCCUCCCUGACAUGCAGGUGUACGUCCAAGCACGCAAGGUCAACGAGCAGCUCAGUGACAUCUUCUACAAGGAUGACCUGAACUGGCUGAAGGGUAUCGGCUGCUACGCCUGGGAUACACCUGAGAUCCUCCGUGUGAAGAAUGCUGAUAAUCUUCAGAGCGUGAACAAAUACAAAGCCAAGGGUAUUGAAGCUUUCAAGGACUAUUCAGUGGUGACGGACACUCCGGUGUACGAGACAGCCAAGCAGAACGCUCAGAACCUGAGUGAUCUUCACUACCGCUACGACUACAACGCCAAUAUCAAGGGAACCAACACGUCUCCUGCCGUCACCAUCGAGACCGAAAGGGCUCGUCUGGCUAACUACAUCCAGAGCGACAACUGGUACAAGGGGGCCAACAAGAGCGCCAUGCCCACUGGUUACUCCCUGCCCAAAGACACCCCGCUCAUCAAGCAGGCUAAGCUGAACAGCGUCGUCACCAGCAAUGUGAAGUACAAGGAGGCCUAUGAGAUGACGAAGGCUAAGACCUACACUCUCCAUCCUGAGGGCGUCAACUUCAUCACCGCAAGGAAGGCUCACAAGAUCGUCAAUGACCGUCUGUAUCGCGAGGACUACCACAAGCAGAAGGACAAGAUCCACACAACCUACCACACCCCUGACAUCAAACAAGUCAAGAUGAACCAGCAGAACCUCAGCGACUUGUUCUACAGAGAGAAGUACUACAACAGCAGAGGCCAGCUGAUCUCCAUGCCUAUCACACCCCAGCUGAUGCACUGCCGCCACGUCAAUGAGAUCACCAGCGAGCUGAAAUACAAAGAGGAUCUGGCCUGGCUGAGAGGUCUCGGCUGCUUCAUGUACGACACUCCUGAGAUGGUCACCGUCCGCAACAUCACCAAAUUCAGGUUGAACUAUCCCGUUGAUGCGAAGAAGAACUUUGCCAACUUCUCUGUGGUCCUGGACACACCAGAGUACAAACGUGUGACUGAGCUGAAGACCCACAUGAGCAACUGGAUCUACAAAGCUCAGGGUAAGGAGGAGAUGUCUAAGGUCACCACCACUGUCGACUCUGUGGACAUCAAGAGAGCCAAAUGGGCCCAGCAGCUGACCAACAUUUUCCAGUACAAAGACAUGGCAACAAAGGAGAGAGCUCAUUACACACAAGAGCCUGAAACUCCAGUCAUGGGCCACACCAGAAAGAUGAAAGUGAUCCAGAGUGAAAACAAAUACAAAGAGCAGUAUGAGAAGAUGAAGCACAGAUACACCGCCAUUGCUGAUACACCUAACUUGAUCCGUGCCAAGAAAUCCUACCUCCAGUCCAGCGAUCUGCGUUACAAAGAGACCUUUGAGCUCUCCAAGGGCCACUACCACACAGUCAAGGAUGCUCUGGACAUCACCUACCACCGCAGAGUCACUGACGACAUCAGCGAGGUCAAAUACAGGGAGAAGUACAUCAACUCUCUCGGCACAUGGAAGUCCAUCCCUGACCGUCCCGAGUUCUUCUUCAGCAAGAUUGCCAACGAAAACGUCAGCAGUAUCAAGUACAAGGAGGACCUGGAAUGGCUAAGGGGAAUCGGCUGCUUUGUGUGGGAUACACCUGAGCUGGUGACAGCUGAGAAGAACAAGACGCUGUACAGCGAGAGACUCUACAGAUCUUCCUUUGAGAAGAACAGAGGCAACUUCAAGUACACCUGCGACUCUCCGUUCUUUGAGGCUGCCAAGAACGCCUCCAACCUCAUCAACGACAGGUUCUACAGAGCUAAUUAUGAGAAGACCAAGGAUAAGUUCACCAUUACUACAGAAGAUCCUAGGUACCUGCUGGCCAGGGAGAACAGUAAACUGAGCCAGUGGAGGUACAGGGAGCAGUAUGAACGUGCCAAGGACAAGUUCACCUCUGUUCUGGAGACUCCUGAGUAUGAGGUCCACAAGAAGAGCAAGAAGAUCAGCGAUAUCAUCUACAAGAUGGAGUACAACAAGACCAAGGCUAAGGGCUACACCCUGCCUUAUGACACUCCACACCAGAACCACAUGAAGAAGGUCAAGGAGAUCACCAGCAAUCUGAAGUACAGAGAAGUUUAUGAGAAGAGCAAGGCCCAGAUCAACAUAGACCCUGAGGCUCAUGAGAUCCGUGCUGCCAAGGAGGCCUACAAAAACAUCAGCAACCUUGACUACAAGAAGAAGUAUGAAGCCACCAAGAACAAGUGGAUGUGGACCACAGACAGACCCGACUUCCUGAAUGCCGCAAAGAACACCCUGCAACAGAGUGAUGUUGAGUACAAGUAUGACAAAGAGAUGAUGAAGGGCUGUGUGAUCCCUAUUGUUGAUGACAAGUUCACCGUCUUGGCUACGAAGAAUCAUGAAAUGGCCAGCACAGUCAAGUACAAAGAGAAGUAUGAAAAGGAAAAGGGCCACUACAUCCCGGUCAACGACACUCCUCAGAUCAUCCACGCUAAGGCUGUGCGCAUUCUGGCAUCAGAGAGCAAAUACAAGGAGGCCAGCAAGAAGGAAAUGCAGUCCGGUGGCUUCACCACCCUGUCCGAGACUCGUGACACCGCCCACAGCAAGCAGAUCAACAAGCUCAUCAGCGGGAAACUGUACAAGGCCAAGUUUGAGAAGGAGAAGGGCAAGUCCAUUUAUAACCAGAUGACUGUUCCACCUGAUGUUCAGCACGCCAUCGAUGUGGCCAAGUGUCAGAGCAACCUUACCUACAAGAAGGAUGCCAAAGCCAACCUGUCCUACACUUCAGUGGCUGACCGCCCUGACAUAAGGAAGGCGACCCAGGCUGCCAAACUGAUCAGUGAGGUUGGCUACCGUGAGAAGGCCCGUGAGGCAGCGAGCCGUGGAGGCUCUCUGUUGUACCGCCCAGAUAUCGCUCUGGCCACAGAGGUGUCCAAGCUGAACAGCCAGGUGGAGGCCAAGCCCUCCUUCCAUGGAGCAGCUACCUAUGAUACCCCCCAGAUGCGCCACAUUAAGAAAAUGAGUGCCGUGACUAGUGAUUUGAAGUACAAGGAGAAGUUUGACAAGGAGGUGAAGGGAAAGAAACCCAAAUAUGACCUGAAGGACAGUAAGAUUUACCAGACCUUGAAGGAUGCCAACGUGCUUGCUAGUGAGGUGAAAUACAAGGGUGACCUGAAGAAGAUCCACAAGCCUGUGACCGACAUGGCCGAGUCUCUGUCCAUGCAGCACAACCUGAGCACCAGCAAACUGUCCAGCCAGGUGAAAUAUAAGGAGAAGUAUGAGAAGGAGAAGGGCAAAGCCAUGCUGGACUUUGAGACACCCACGUAUGUGACCGCUAAGGAGGCCCAGCACAUGCAGAGCCAGAAAGACUAUAAGAAGGACUUUGAGGAGAACAUGAGGGGCAAGAACCUCUCAGGCUUGGAGGUCACCCCUGCCAUGAUUCAUGUCAGACACGCCACCAAAAUAGCCAGCGAGAGAGAGUACAGGAGGGAUCUAGAAGAGGGGGUGAAGGGUAAAGGGCUCACUGUACUGGAGGAAACUCCCGAGCUUUUGAGGGCAAAGAAUGCAACUCAUAUCCUGAGUGAGAGAGAGUACAAGAAGGCACUGGAGUUGGAGAUUAAGGGCAAGGGAAUGUUGGCUUUGGCUACAGACACCCCAGACUUCAUGAGGGCCAGAAACGCUACUGACAUCCUCAGUCAGGCUAAGUACAAGCACACCGCUGAGAUGGACAGGGCCAGCUACACCUCCGUCAUCGACACACCUGACAUCAUCCAUGCUCAGCAGAUGAGGAACAUUGUCAGCCAGAAAAAGUACAGAGAGGAAGCAGAGAAGACCAUGUCUCACUAUGUGCCGGUGCUCGACACUCCGGAGAUGAUGAGAGUCCGUGAGAACCAGAAGAACUUCAGCACUAAUCUUUACCAGAUUGACCUUAAAAACAUAAAGGGCAAAGUGUCUUCUGUACAGGACACUCCUGAAAUCCUACGUGUUAAAGAGAGUUCAAAGAAUAUCAGCUUGAUUCAGUACAAAGAGGAUUUGGGUGGAGGAACAGCAAUGCCGAAGACUCCUGAGAUGGAGAGAGUUAAAUGCAACCAGAAGAACAUUAGCACGCUUCAAUACAAGGACUCUGUGGGUCAAGGCACAGCCAUACCAGACCCCCCUGAGGUGAAGCGGGUCCGAGAAACCCAGAAGAAUAUCAGCUUGAAUCAAUACAAGGCAGAAGUGGGACAAGGCACGUCCAUAUCAGAGACCCCUGAGAUGGAGAGAGUUAAACGCAACCAGCAGAAUAUAAGCACGCUUCAGUACAAGGACUCUGUGGGUCAAGGCACAACCAUACCAGACCCCCCUGAGGUGAAGCGGGUCCGAGAAACCCAGAAGAAUAUCAGCUUGAAUCAAUACAAGGCAGAAGUGGGACAAGGCACGUCCAUAUCAGAGACCCCUGAGAUGGAGAGAGUUAAACGCAACCAGCAGAAUAUUAGCACGGUACUCCACAGAGCAGGAGUGGGACAAGGCACGUCAGUAUCAGAGACCCCCGAGAUGGAGCGUGUUAAACGCAAUCAGCUCAAUAUUAGCACGAUAAAAUACAAGGACUCUCCGGCUCGAAGCACAGCCAUAUCGGACCUUCCUGAGGUGCAGAGGGUCAAACAAACCCAGAGGCACAUCAGCUCGGUGUUGUAUAAAGACAGUUCAGCCAAGGGAACCCCCGUGGUGUAUACUCCUGAGAUGGAGCGGGUCAAAAGGAAUCAAGAAAACAUUAGCUCGGUGCUGUACUCCGACAGCUUCCGUAAGCAGGUCCAGGGCAAGGCCGCCUUCAUCCUGGACACUCCUGAGAUGAGGCGCGUCAGGGAGACCCAGCGCAUCAUUUCUGGAGUGAGAUACCACGAGGACUUUGAGAAGAGCAAGGGCAGCUUCACUCCCACCGCCACUGACCCCGUGACCGAGCGCGUGAAGAAGAACACUCAGGACUUCAGCGACAUCAACUACCGCGGCAUCCAGAGACGCGUGGUGGAGAUGGAGAGGAGGCGUGCCAUCGAGCAUGACCAGGAAACCAUCACCGAUCUGCGUGUGUGGCGCACAAACCCCGGCUCUGUGUUUGACUACGACCCUGCUGAGGACAACAUCCAGUCCAGGAGUCUGCACAUGAUGUCAGUCCAAGCUCAGCGUCGCAGCAAGGAGCACUCCCGCUCCACCAGCGCCCUGAGUGGUCUGGGUGAUGAGAAGUCUGAGGUGUCCCAGGACGCUGACCACCACAUGUCCCUCUACAGCAACGGCUUCAUGGCCUCCUCUAUUGGCUACCAGCAAGCUAAGACUGUGGAGCUGCAGCAGAGGUCUUCAUCAGUGGCCACCCAGCAGACCACCGUGUCCUCCGUCCCCUCACACCCCUCUACCACCGGAAAAACCGUGCGCGCCAUGUACGACUACGCAGCCGCCGACAACGACGAAGUCUCCUUCAAAGACGGCGACGUCAUCGUCAACGUGCAGGCCAUCGACGAGGGCUGGAUGUACGGCACCGUGCAGCGCACCGGCAAGACCGGCAUGCUGCCCGCCAACUACGUUGAAGCAGUCUAAAGAGAAAGCCCGCCCAUCGUCCCUCCAGAGUGGGCGAGACACAUCCAUGGAGCAAAGCGAUAGAUCUCCUGUGAUCACAACUGUGGCUUAGUGCAAUGUGUAGCUCUUGUUAGCUCUGUCUGUUUUUGAAUUGUGUUUUUUUUUUUCUUGUUUGGUCUGUUCUCAUUCAUAUGCUGCUGCUCCUGUUGUCUGUGGAUGUGACAUAAGCAUCAUGAUGUGACUCAUAUAAAUCCUUCUGAUGAUACGUACUACAAAGGACAGACUUUUUAUAUGGUUUAAAGACGCUACCUAAGGAAAAAGGAAGACUCACCUAGACACGUCCUGGUCCAUUAAUGUGUAAAUUAAAAGAAUACUUCCAUAUAUAUAUAAAUAUAAACAUUUAUUGUCUGAAGUCUCAAAACAGAGCCAGCUCACGUAGUUGUAGCUUCAAAUGAUGGAUCUACAGGGAGAGAAAGAAAUGAUGAAACAUAUAAAGGAGUUAGGCACCACCUACCUCCUCCACGAUGAAACCGCUCCUGAAGAGUCGUACCAGACGGGCCUCAGUCUUCCCUCCUUGACACUGAAGGCCUGUCACUAAUAUAAAGUGUGUGUUUUUUUGUCUUCGGAUUACGUAGGUCCUGGAGUGAAGCACGUCCUCUACCUUUAAUCAGUAGCUAAUAAAGCACACCAAGCUCCUGCA